CAGGAACUUAACUUCAACAAACUCAAAAUUGAGGCCAAUUGGAAGCUUUUUUUAGGUGUGUUUUGAAGCCAAAUUGUAUAAUUCUUGCUAACAACAAGAUGGAGCAGCCGCAGCCGCAGCAGCACCUUCUACAUUUUUCCCAUUCAAACCAUCCCUUGGCCUUCAAACAAGACGCAAGAGGUGAAGCUACUUGUUGUGGGUGCCAAGAAUCAGUUUAUGGCCCUACCUACUAUUGUAAAGAAUGCAGUCUUGGAUGGUUUUGGUGGAGACCGCAAUACGUUCAUCAUAAAUCAUGUGCGGAAUUGUCGCUUGGGUUGCACCAUCCCUUGCACCCAAUCCAUCCUCUCAUUCUCUUUGAUGGAAAGACACAUUAUCCUGAAGAAGAACACAAACAAAAGACCAAAUGCCAAGUCUGCAAUGAAUCUCGCGGACAAUACACUUAUCGCUGUUACCGCUGCGACUUCAACCUUCACGCCACAUGUGCUUCCUUACCGCCCACCAUCCAAUCUUCUCAAGUCCACCACCACCCAUUAACCCCCUUUUGGAAGUGGAUGUCGUUCACUUGUGACCUUUGCGGCAAAAGAGUCGAGGGUAUACCUAAUCAGUGUGCCCUAUGUAGUUACUGCAUUCAUAAUACUUGUGCUUCUUUGCCACGCACACUCCAAGUUCUAUAUCACUGGCACCCCCUCCACCUCAUCCAUUCUUCUCUUGAAGUUGAACUCCAUCAAUCCGACUCCCGAUUUUGUCAGCUCUGUGCUCAAAAAGUGAACACAAACUUUGGGUUUUACUAUUGCUCCAGAUGCGAUUUCGUUGCUCAUCUCGGUUGUGCUGCGGACUACAGAAAUAGGGACAACAAAAAUUUGCUGGAACUUAAAGAGGGGGAGAAUGAAGAUUCAGAGCUGGAUCAAUCUGUUAACUCGUUAGCUUACGAAGUCAAAAAUAUCAAAUUGGGGGAGGACGGGACUAAAAUAGCCACAGAAAUUCAACAUUUCAGUCAUGAGCAUGAGCUAAAACUUUCGGAUGAUGAGGUUCUGAAUAAUGAAAAAUGCAACGGGUGCGUACAAGCUAUUUUCCCUCCUUUUUAUGGUUGUGUAAAUUGUAGUUUCUUUCUACAUGAAUCUUGUGCUAAAUUACCAAAGAAAAAGAGACACCCGCUUCAUCAACACUUACUCACCCUCUUCCCAAAAUCACCUUAUGGGAGUAUAUUUUGGUGUUAUGCUUGUGAUCGUUUUUGCUCUGGCUUCAAUUAUAGUUGUAAACCAUGCGCGUUUAGUCUCAAUAUUCCAUGUAGUUUAAUCUCAGAUAUCCUUAUCCACCAUGGUCAUGAGCAUCAACUUCUUCUCUCAAGCAUAAAAUCUAAACAUAAUUGUAGUUGUUGUGAUUCUAAAAUUUCCCCAAUAUUCCGUUGUACCACUUGUGACUUUGCUUUGGACUUCAAAUGUGCUACACUACCACAAACUGCAAGGUACAAACAACAUGAGCAUUCCUUCACUCUCUGUUAUACUGCUGAAGAUGACUCCGGUGAAUAUUAUUGUCAUAUAUGUGAAGAAGAACGCAACCCAAAGCAUUGGUUCUACUAUUGUGAAAAUUGCGAUUAUCCUGCACAUACCAAAUGUAUUCUUGGGGAAGACCCAAAUCUCAUGUAACACAUAUAAUGGCCAUCUGCCUGGAGAUUCUUACACGUUUGUUUGUCACCUACACACCUUUAAUUUCAUUGAGAAAAUCAAAGGCCACCCUCAAUGUAAUAGAUGCAAUACUUCUUGCAAAGAUUUGAUUUAUCAAUGUGCCUAAUGUAAUUUCUAGAUGCACUAUUAUUGUUUAUAGAAAGAAAAAUGUUGUUUAAAUUUUUAUUCUAUACUAAACAAAGUAGACAGAAUUUUUGGUGCAUGAAAUUUGUAAUUCUUAUUCUAUUUAAUUUAUUUUAUUUACUUUUGAACUUAAGCUUAGCUUAUUAGGAUUGUUGUUUCGUACCACUCAAAUGGCCACAACAUUUAAUGUAUUGUCACAUUUACUAAAUUUAAUAUUUAGUCCUACAAGCAACUUGCUAAAUUCUUCAUUGAACAUACCAAUCUGGAUGCUGGCACUAACCUUAAGGUGGGUUUUUCUCUAUUUGUUUUAGUAUAUUUGGGUUCUUGAACAACAUUUGAGCUGGUUGUUGGUGCUUAUGUUUGUAUAGUUGUUG
Quercus lobata is the source of this 2182-nucleotide messenger RNA. RefSeq lists its product as uncharacterized. NCBI's taxonomy places the organism in Eukaryota, Viridiplantae, Streptophyta, Magnoliopsida, Fagales, Fagaceae. The record is from RefSeq and is a predicted model, not a curated record. The transcript is spliced from 2 exons. Bases 99 to 1646 code for a protein of 515 amino acids.